AUGCGUUUAAGUGACCUGACCCACUCGAUUGUGAAGGAGAAGUUCAGGAAACACAUCAAUAAAGAUUCCCUCACUAAGGAAGAGAAGCUACAGCUAAAGAGAGCGGUCGAAAAAGCAUUGCUUGAAAAUGAGUCCCAGGAGGAUGAGUCCAGCGACGAUGAUGUGCCUCUGAGUUUGACAGCAGAGUUGUUGAGGAAGCAGAGACGCAGGAACAGCGCACCACAUCCAACUGGCGAAGAUGACCAGACGAACGACGAGCCGCCCAUUCUGAUGGAGAAAGCUGGGAGCCGGGGCGGGAGCGCAGUGCGGAGGGAGAGCCCCUCACCGGACCCUGGGGACAGCGAGGAGGAGGAGGAGGAGGAGCAAGUCUCCGACAAACCUCGUCCCCGCACCACGGAGAUCGCACCUCGCCGGGUCAGAGUGUUCCGGCCGGAGGGCACUGGAGGGUCGGUCGGCGAAGGGAUGCUGCGGGGACGGAGCUCCGGGGCGGAGCGCGAGAGCAGGACGGAGGGAGUUUCAUCGGAGAGCGACAGCAUGGGGGACAGCGACCGGGGUUCCGGGGGACCCAGAAAUGGCAAGGGACCGCGUCCCGCCCCAUCGCAGGGCCAGAAACGCAGAGAGGACAGCGAGGAGGAAGGGGAGGAGGAGGACAGCGACUCUCAGACCUUGGCGUCCGGUGAGGACGAGGGCCAAAGAGCUGGGGCAAAGAGCUCCGCGGACGAGAGCUCAGGGGGUGAGGGGUCCCCGUCCUCCAGGGGCCAGGAACGGGCCCCGAAAGGAGGCAGCGACAGUUCGAGCAGCAGCAGUGAGAGCGAUGGAGACAGAGCAAAGAUCUCACACAACAAGGCAAAGAAACACGACAAGAGGAAGCUGAACGAGAAGGAGACGAGGCAGGAAGAGCACCCCACCAUCAAACGCCUGAAACGCUGUAUUGCUGCGUGCGGGGUCCGCCGUAAUUACAAGAAGCUGUUUGCCGACUGCCGCAGCAACAAGGCCAAGAUCAGAGUACUCCGCCAGGAGCUGGAAGACCUCGGUAUUAAAGGAAAUCCCUCCCUGGAGAAGUGUAAGGCCCUGAGGUUUAAACGCGAUGAGGAAGCUGAACUGGCGUCUCUGGAUGUCGCCAACAUUAUCCACAGCGAGGGGCGCCCGCGCCGACAGAGAGCCGCUGCCUGGGACCUGGGCACCAGCCGCCCACAGAGCUACAAGAGAAUGCUACCGUCUGAUUCGGAGGACGAGGAGCGGCCCAGGAAGCUGACCACAUGGUCCAACCUGCAGGGCUUGAUCAGUGACGACUGUGAGAGUGACUGACAGGAAGCUUGUAGGUCAGCACGCUCUCUCACCUUCACACUGCCACUGCUCUCGGCUCGUGUCUCUGUUCCCUUUCCGUCCUGCUGCUCGCUCUCUUUCACACUUCUCCCCUCUCCCUCCUUCCCCCUCCCCCCUCCCCCCCCUCCCCCCCCCCCUCCUUGCCCCUGUCCCCUCCAUCUCCUUUCCCCCUCCCUCCUCCCCACUCCCCUCUUCCUCUCCCUCCUUCCCCCCCUCCCUCUCCCUCCUUCCCCCUGCCUCUUACCCCCUCUCCCUCCUUCUCCCUUCCCCUUACCCUGCUUUCCCUCCUUCUCCCCCCUGCUCCUCACACCGACUCCUGUCCCCUGGUGACUCACCACUUCAGAGAGCGUUUAGGGGCCAGGCCAAUGCGUUACAGGGCACCAGGAAGGAGAGAGGGAGAGAGAGAAUGUGGUGGAAAACAUCAGCUGGAGCAGAGAACAAAGGCACUUGUCUGUUCAAUUGCCAAGUGCAGGGAGGCUGAUCCUGCAGAAUGACUGGGAUUCGGAGCAGGACUAACGGAGAUUUCGCAUAUUCCCCACUCUCACGUGGCUGCCGAUUUUCAGAUUUUGUAUCUUGGGGGAAUCGGGGUAUGUAAAUAAAUAUGUAAUCACA
Messenger RNA from Rhincodon typus (whale shark), 1938 nucleotides. RefSeq names its product HIRA interacting protein 3 (gene hirip3). Lineage: Eukaryota; Metazoa; Chordata; Chondrichthyes; Orectolobiformes; Rhincodontidae. The record is from RefSeq and is a predicted model, not a curated record. The transcript has 7 exons. Bases 1 to 1308 code for a protein of 435 amino acids. Gene Ontology annotation, cellular component: nucleus.